Messenger RNA from Gadus macrocephalus (Pacific cod), 3114 nucleotides. RefSeq names its product interferon-induced protein 35 (gene ifi35). Bases 106 to 1191 code for a protein of 361 amino acids. NCBI's taxonomy places the organism in Eukaryota, Metazoa, Chordata, Actinopteri, Gadiformes, Gadidae. Gene Ontology annotation, cellular component: nucleus. The record is from RefSeq and is a predicted model, not a curated record. The transcript is spliced from 9 exons.
GGGCGACCGCCCUCUCCUGAUCAUAGCUGUGUUGCAUGCUCAUAAACACAUUUAGAAAGUGAAACUGAAAAGCACAUCUCGAAAAGUAGGGAGAAGUCCGCUGUCAUGAUGGCUGAGGGAGGGCUUUUGGAUUCGUUGGAGGGAGUUAAAAAGGAGAUCAUCAGGCAAAAGGCUCUAUACGAGAAGUUGGUUGAGGAGCAGGCGCAGCUGGUGAACACCAAUUCUAAACGGGAACACCAGACCAAGGAAUUCACGGACCGCUUUGUAAAAAUCACAGAAAUACAGGAACAGGCCAAGGAACAACAUCUGGAAACCAUUAACUCUCAAAAGAAAAAACGUGACUCCCUGAAGCAGGAAGAGGCAGAACUUCUUGAAGAUCACAAAGGGACCGAAACAGCCUUAGAAGAGCAGGAGGCCAAAGAGGCUGAGGUUGAAGGUGCCACCAAUGUGAACACCGUGGUACCCAAGAGGGAGGUAGUCUUCCGUGGUGCCACCGCGGCUACUGGGAAUCCACAACUCUUUGACGUGAAGUCUCGCAUAAAGUACCCCAUGGAGGGUGGGACUGCGCUGAUCACGUUUGAAGACGAAAUAGUGGCUCGGAAGAUCCAGUCCCUGCAGACCCACAAAGUGACCCUGGAGGGGGAAUGCUACAUCACGGUAGAGGCCCACCCCGUCCAGCUGAUGGUCCCCACCUUGGUCCAGAUGGACACCCGGGUGUGUCCCCGCAGCAUCCUGGUGUCCCAGCUGCCGGACGUGGACAGUGAGGUCAUCCUGGACAAGCUGGAGAUCCACUUCGGCAAGAGCUUUAACGGCGGCGGGGAGGUGGCCAGCAGACAUUUCCAGGAGGACACGAGGAAUGCCGUGCUCGUCUUCACAGAUGACAAAUUUGCCCUGGGCCUGACCCAGAAGGAGAACCACGAGGUGUCAUUUCCCAAAAAAUCGAAGCACAAAGUGAGGGUGACCCCUUUCGUCAACGGAACCAUCACUCGUGUAGAGACCGAGGCAUUGGCGUGCCCCCGCACUGUGCUGCUGACCGGUAUUCCUGGUGUCAUGGAUGCCGACUGUCUGCAGGACACGCUGGAGAUCUUCUUCCAGAAGGGCAGCAAUGGCGGAGGGGAGAUAAGCAACGCACUGUACAACCCCCCAGGCCAGACCGCCGUGGCCCUCUUCGAGCAAGACACAGGGAUCUGACGCGUUCCCGUCUGAUAGGUUAUGAGACUUCCAUGUGUCCUAUGGUGCCUUUAAAACACGAAGGGCGGGAAUGUACGACGACUUCAUGUCGGAGCUCAUGAGUCCUUUAUUAACCUCUUCACCGCAAAGCCUAUUUCUGAGCUUUUUUCUGAAAACAUGCAGUAAAAAGGUAAAUGGAGUAUAGCUCCUUAACCGCAAGGGCUAUAUUAUGUAUAAUAAUAUUUAAUCAUGUUACCAAACAAAACACAGGUAACACCUGUGAGAUUGUUGUAUAUGUGGAAGAAAUCACGUUGGAUAAUACUUGGUUGGGGGGAAUAAAGUUAGAACACAGCACGAGUCGAAGAUUUUAUUUCCGCCUGAAUUUUAAGAGUCCAAUCUUUCUAGUGGUGUAUCACAAGACGACUAGCUCAUGUGUUUUAAUGUCUUACGUCUUUGAAUUGUGGGUGAUUAAAUAUUUGAUCGGCUUUGGUUUAUCUGCAAGGAGUAUUCAAAUAUUAUCUACUUUUGUUUGGAGAUAGUUGUUAAAAACAUAGUUAAGAAGGAAAAUGUAGGUUUAAUGACUACAAAUUAUGUAAAAAGAAAGAAUGUAAUUAACAUAUAUUUGUCCUUCCUAUGAACACAAGUAUUGAGAAUUAUACAAUUGGCUGAUUCAGCCAUUAUCUUACUCUGUGGGGAACACCAUUAAUAGUUUUUAAAAGCCUGUAAUCGUCUCAAUCGAUUAAUAAAAAUAUAAAUUCAAAAACGGUUUGUUUUGUAAUAUUGGCGCUAUUGUUUGGGUGAACACACUGUGAACACAGUGUGCCUUCAAAAAGGCAGAGACAAAAUGCAUGAAAACUACAACAGCAUCCAGAGUAGGCCUACAAGUCAGGUUUAUUGGAAUACACAAACCAACAAACGGGAAAAGACAACAGAGGGGUGAAAAAAAAGUCACUUAAAAGCCAAGCAAAACGUAUAAGAACCAAACUAAAAACAAAAACAGAUCACUGAACACAACGUACCCAGCAUAGCCCCACUAGUGCAGACCCUGAGUGUAAAACACGAGGCGAAGGAACUACAGGCACUUAGACUCAGGGGAGAACGGCUAGGUGGAGUGACGUGGUGUUAGAGUACAUUCAAAGGAAAGCCCGCCAAGGAAGCAUCGCGCGCGGAAAAUAACGGCCGACGGAGUGACGUGACGCGGAAAAUGACGGCCGACGGAGCGACGCGACGCGGAAAAUAACGGCCAACAUUGAAAGAGAAAACGGACAGCUAAGCGACAACCUCAGCGACGAUCAGUAUCAUUUAGAACCGCUCCGAAAGAAAAAAACAAUGUCCUUAUGCUAACACACCAUCUAGUGCAGGCGGCCAUUGAGAGCUUACAUCUAAAGUGGCAUUUUUAGUACGUUAGAAAUAGCCUAUUUUGUGCUCGGGCGCUACAUCUACAAACAGGAAAUUACCUAGUAACUUUCUAGCCUUCUUGCGUUGUGCGUGCUUGGAUUUCCCGGUCCUCAAUAGCGUCUCAACAAUAAUCAACGGACAAGACGCCCAACUCACGCCUCAUCUCACCAUUCCUUUAAAAACUCUAAAACGGUUCUAUUUACACCCAACAGGUCCAUGAAGCUUAAAAAGGAAAAUAAAUGGCUACCAGCUAUUGAAUCAGAACGACGAGGCCCCCUAGUGGUGAAGAAGGGUUCACAGGGUUUUUCGGUUGGUUCACAGGGUUUGUAUGCAUUCCCAUCACCGACAUGUCCGUUCAAUUGCAUAUCCUCAAGACAUGGUUAGGAAUUCCUAAAAUAACAUAAUGAUUUUUUACCUUCUACAGUAUUGCGAUUAUUGUAACAACAUUAAAAAAGUGAAAGCGUAAAAGAAUAUACAUUGAACUGAGAACUAUUCCUCAAAAAAAUCCACUCAAAAGUAACUCACUAGUAGAAAACAUAAGUCUCG